Messenger RNA from Myxocyprinus asiaticus (Chinese sucker), 927 nucleotides. RefSeq lists its product as uncharacterized. The transcript is spliced from 7 exons. NCBI's taxonomy places the organism in Eukaryota, Metazoa, Chordata, Actinopteri, Cypriniformes, Catostomidae. The record is from RefSeq and is a predicted model, not a curated record. Bases 1 to 927 code for a protein of 308 amino acids.
AUGAAGUUUCAGGCCAUCCUUUCCUUGGCUGGUCUUUUCAGCAUUUGCACUUGUGUCCCUGUCUACCAGCCACAGAUUGGAAUAAUUACAAGUAACAGUAAUGAGAUUUUGGGUCUUAACAGACUCACUCUGGCAGGUGUUGUUUUGGGUCAAGCACAGGGUACCCAAUUUCUUUCCCCUUUCCUCAUCCAGCAGCAGCCCCCACAGGUGCUGAACUUUAACCCUCCAGUGCCAGGACCCUUUUUGCCCCCUCAAAUAAACCAGUUGAACCCAGCUCAGAUGCCUCCGUUGCAGCAGGAGCAGCCUGUAACUCUCCUUGUUCCCAAUAAUGCCUUACCAUCACAGAAUCCUGUUUUCCCAUACUUCCUGACUAAUCUAUUUCCUCUGAGGAACUACCUUGUAAGACUGCCACCGAACCAGAACGCUGGCUCAAAUGUUCAAUACCAGGCUACCAACCAACCAACACAACCAGUCCAGAAUGCAGGAAAUGCAGCGAACCCGGGUGUGACACCUGCUCCUGAUUACUGUGGUGAUCGUCCAGGUCUUGGAACUGGAGAGCAGGUAGGGUGCAUGGGUCGUUUUGGCAUGCACAUGCCUGCGUUGAGAGGCAAUAUUUUUCCUGUAGCUGCACCACAACCUGUUGUACCUGUUAGCUCGCUACAACCGGUCAAUACCUUCCACACCAAUACCUUCCCUGCCACUGGAAUGGCAUAUUCAGCCACUGCUGAGGUCCAGCCACCCAGUGUUGUAGCCUUGCCAUCUAGUGUGGAUGCCGUAACCGCUACAGGUGGAUCCCACCCAAACUAUAGAGUGAUGACUGGUGGGACAGCUAGUCUGCAGGACCAUGAUCGAAUGCCUUGUGAUAGUGGCCAGUCUGCAGAAAACCCAACAUGGGAUCUUCGGCUUCAAGUCAUGGGACUUCCAUGA